UCAUUUAAAAGAAAAUUGGGCCUAUCCCUGAAUUCUGAAAAUUUACAUAACAUGACUGACAUGACAUCUGGAGAAAAAAAAAUCUGGACGAUUUAUUGUCACUGUUGUAUCGAUCAAGUUGAAGAAAAAUGGCUGUUAUUGACUUUCCACACCACUCUUUUUUUUAAUAAGUUGGUGGGACCAUCCUGUUUUUGUUUUGUUUUUUAUUGUUGCAUCUAACAGCCCUGCAGCAGAGGGACAGCCAGGGAUUUUGACUAUUGUAGUGGUGGGCUAUCCCAACUCUUUAAAAAAGAGCUGCAGCCACAUUGUUAUCCUCUGGAGAAUAGAGAAACAAUUUCUUCAGGCCCUGGUUGGAGGUAACUUGCAGGCGUGUGAACGAUGGAUGAUGAGAAAGAGACCAGUCGAGGAGAAAGAAAGACAAAAGAAAGAAAGAAAGCUCUCGGUCCUGUCGGCGUGGUUCCGGCUGAGUUCGUUUUUUGCAGGCUGUUUGGGAGCACUUAAAACGGGCGCAGAGCCUGCACAAGAAUGUGCAGUUCUCAGAGGGGCGGAGACAAGUCUGCCUCGCAUCCAUAGCGAGCGGAGCGGCGUAUGGACAGCCUCACUCACUGUGGCUGCUGCGGGGAAGAGCUCAACUUUACAAUAGGAAACAACGCGGUCCGCUCUCGGUUCUUCUGGGUUGUGACGGGUGGAUGUUUUCUCUCUCUCUCUCUCUCUCUCUCUCUCUCGGUCGCGGGGGGACGCGUCACGCAGCCCGGUCGUGCUCUCUUCCUCCUCCGUGCUGCUCAAACUACCCCAGAAUCGUCCGCGGUGAAGUGACACAAGUGACCCGCCUAACAUAGUUACAAGUGCGCCUAUUGCAGAGGGACGCGACGCCGUACGCAGGAGGAAAAACGCCGCGGGGUCACGUUCAGACGGACAGCAGCCGGAUUUUCCUGCGCGUAAUGUUACAGCGCACUGUCCGCGGCCGUCUCCCCGCGGGGUGGCUGUGAAAAAAAAAAAGUGGUCAGUCAGGUUUUUUUUUUUUUUUUGCUUGUUUGUUUUCCCUCUCCAUCCACUUCCAGCCCCGCGUGGAACAAAGUGUGCUUUUAUGAAACACAACCUGCGCCGUGAGGUGGAGACAGGCGGCCAGCGUGGGGUUUUAUAUGUCGCAGCGUUUCUAGCCGAGAGUCCAGCGUCGUUCCCGAAAUCAUCAUCAUGAGGACCGCCGAGGAGCCGGAGGGCUUUGACGGAGAGGCCUCCAACACCUCCAUGAUCUCCGGGGCCAGCAGCCCCUACCAGCCCACCACCGAGCCCGUCCACGCCAGGAACGUUCUGGGAGGGAUACGCUGCGACGUGGAGUACCUCAAGUCCUACCUCGGGAUUUUAAAGGUGGUCGAAGUGGUUCUGUCACUUAUUGGAUUCAUCUGCAUAGAGACAAUAAUGAUGUGUUCUCCCUGUGGAGGGGUCUACUUCUUCGAGUUUGUCAGCUGCAGUGCCUUCGUGGUGACGGGAGUCCUCCUCUUGAUCUUCAGCCUCAACCUGCACACCAAGGUGCCCCAUGUCAACUGGAGCCUCACGGACCUGGUUAACACGGCUGCCAGCACCUUCUUCUUCUUCUUGUCGUCUUUGGUGCUGGCCUGCAUCAACCACAACACUGGAGCUGAAAUAGCAGCCGUGAUCUUUGGCUUCCUGGUGACAUGUGUGUACGGAGUAAACACCUUCCUUGCGUUACGGAGGUGGCGCCUGGGUAAUGGAUGUCAGGCGGCCCAGACCAGCGAGUACAUGCGAGCGCGCACGGCAUCUCGUGGGGAAAUGGAGGCGAGACCUGAGCUAGCAUGAGCGCUGGCAGACAAUCAGACGGACUAAGUGAACGCCACACUACCGGCAGCUGACCGAGACGGACGCUUCUCCGCCUUCAGAACGAUAUUUCAUUGGAGUCAUGCAUGGAGGGGCCGUCUUGAGGUCGCCACAUGCUUUUGACUUCUCAUCACGACACCUCAGCUGUCCUUCCUGCCUGCCCAGCCACUGAAUAAAUCAGGCUUCAGUGACACAUAGACACUCUGAAGCGAAGAGCUCGGGUCAGAAUUGAAGGUAUUCUCUGCAUAAACUUUUCACACAUGUCUUUCAAUCAGCGUGGAGGAUGACUUCCAAGAAAAGCCAAAAAAGAAGAGGCUGACCUCACCGCAGCUGUGCACCAGCUCCCGUUCCAUUGACUUUUUCUAGAAAGGCUUGUUUUUCACUGUGAAGGAAGAAGAGUAAAAGAAGGUCAGCUUUUUGUACAGUUUGCUUUUUUCACGCUGCUUUCUGUGACGUGUUCAGUGAUAAAUGUGAUCAUGGAAGCAUCGCGACUUUCCUGUUCUGUCUUCGAUACUGACAGCAGCCUUUAGCUUCUACAUGUGGGCAAGACUGAUGUUAGAUUUGAAUCUAGAGAUUGCACGUACUAAUUUAGAGUCUGUUUCUCCUCUAUAACUUAACAAAAGCCUUUGUGAUCGUAAGCCGCUAUUUCAGUAACAGUAACAGAACAGGGUCGUUCCGUACUGCAAUUAAAAUGGAAAGUACAAGAAAAAUAUUUAAAAUGAGCAGAAAAGAUUUACUCCUUUGUAUCACCAAUCCAUUUGCUUGUUUGACAAAAUUAUGAGACCAAAAUAAAACUUUAUUCCAUAUGUUUUAUCCCCAAAAAUUAUUUAAACUGGCAUUCUUAUAUUUAAAAUGUAGUGUGCUAGGUAAGGAGUAUCAUAUGGAAGCCCCAAACAGCCAUCAACCAUGUUAUUUUCUCUGUUGUCCUGUAAUAACGAGUUGUAUUUUGUUUUCUUGUGUCAUGAGCUAUUCAUGUCAUUAUCACGAAAGAUUAUUUCCUGAGAUAAUGAGAUUAUCUCUGAAUGAUGUGCUUUGUUUUCCCGAAAACACCUCUUUCCUUCAAGGCAGCCAGGAAAGAUUUGUCUAUUAUGGUGUCCCUGAGUAAAUGUCAGUGUUGACAAGAUGAAGUUAGUUCGACUGACAGCAUUACAUUCAGUCGUUUUUAUUCAUUCACUCAAAAAAAAUAAUUUUGAACAAGGCAAAAAAGCACAAAACUGAUGCAGAAAUAGUGAUCUCAAAUUAGUGUUGUUACGUUUGUUAUAUGGAGAUCAAAAUGAUAUGUUAUCUCAUUGGAAACAACUAUCUCAUGAUCUCAGGAAAACAUAAAAUGUAACUCUUCAUCACAGGAAAACAUGUCUGACCCAUGACCGUUCAGGGCUUCCAUACUAUCAGCCGUUGAUAGGUGAUUUGAAAGGUGACUGGCUUCUUGUUACUUUUGCACCUAUCAAAGGCUUCAGGUGACACAAAUGUUGAUGGCAUGUCCGUGAGAUCCAUUUUAAAACAAACAUCCGUAGGUGACCAACGCCCUUAGCCUAUACACUGUAUCUCAGGUACUGACACGCUCCAUUCAAUCUCUGAUUGUUUAAAAAAAAACCUUUUGAAAUUAAAUCACAGGGUGCCUCGAUCCUGAGCGCUGUAUUUCUUAAUGCUUUCCUAAUUAUUAGGCAUGUCACGACUGUCGCGCAGAGGAGUUGAUACCUUAAUCAAUUUUUAAAAAUGAAGAGUCACUCGAAGCGUUGCUACAGGUUGGAUGGAAAUACGGCACAUUUGGCGUCAUUGUCACAGCCUCCAAUUGAUUUCAGAUGCCUUUGUAUGUAUCUACAGUAUAAUAUGACACACUUCAUGUAUCAUUCCACACCACAGCUGUUGGAAAGAGUGCAAAAUCAUUCCUUUACUGUUUUACUGUUUGACCAGUGUUGGCACACAAACAUGAGGCUUAAUCUUUAAAAAAAAAAAAGAAAGAAAGAAAGAAAGAAAGAAAAUCGCAUAUUUCUUGCAUUUUAAAGAUGAAAUGUCAACUUAAUUUUAUUUACAUUGUUCUCAUGUAAUGAAUCCUCACUGCAUUUACACAUGUGUGUGUUUUUGUUGUUGUUUGAGACCUUUUUUGUGUAUAUUGGGCUUGUGUGAGUUUGUGCGGGGUCUAAAUCUACUCUAUGGCUCCAUCUUCUGGUCAUUACUGCAAUGGACUGACUGUACAGCCAGAAUAGUGUGUGUGUGUGUGUGUGUGUGUGUGUGUGUGUGUGUGUGUGUGUGUGUGUGUACAGUCAGGAUAGGACCAGAAGUGUAUUUGACUGUGGCUUCAAAUGAAAAAUAAAAACUGUAUGGCUUCUUUAACAGCCUGAAGAAUUUCCACACUAUACAGUAUGCUCGAUGAAUGAAGCUUGUUCUCAGUAACUUAUAUCAUGUACGACUGCUAAUUCUGAAGUAGAUUUAUGAAUAGACAAUCAUAUUCGUUAUACUGUCUGUCACUUACAUUAAUGGAUUUGUCUGAUGUAAAGAUAUUCACAUAAACGUUUGUACAGCAGACUUUGCGAGCACAAUCAUGCAAGUGCAUUAUGCUAUUUGAUAAUAUAAACAGACCAUCGUAUUUGCAGCUCUCUAUACAACCUCAUGCUACAAUAUGUUAUGAAGUAUUUGUAUUUAUGGGGGAAGGAGAGGAAAAGUUUCCACUGGCUUCCAGAUUGUGCUCUGAAAAGCGGACGUGAUCCGUCUGACUGUAUGGAUGAAGUUAGAGGUGACGUGCUCCUCUGUCGACUUUGAAUUCGGUGUGCUUUGUUAAUGAUGACAACGAGGUCUGUCUUGGACAGCAUGGAGCCACACUUAGCUGUAUUUUUGUAUUUAAAACGUUGACAAAAGGCUUCACAUCAGUUUAUAGUGACGAUUUCAAUAAAGUGAUUUGGACAUUA
Molecule: messenger RNA, 4742 nt
Organism: Acanthopagrus latus (yellowfin seabream)
Lineage: Eukaryota; Metazoa; Chordata; Actinopteri; Spariformes; Sparidae
Gene: cmtm4
Product: CKLF-like MARVEL transmembrane domain containing 4
Exons: 4
Coding region: 1195-1818 (207 amino acids)
Cellular component (GO): membrane
Source: RefSeq, a predicted model, not a curated record